AUGUCUGCGCCACCCAACGCCGCUCCUGCUCGGGGCGGCUCAGGUCAGACCAACAACCAUGACCACUUCGGAUCAUUCCCAUCGGCACAGAAGUCAGCCUAUAGCACGCAGUCAAGAGUGCCUUCGAAGAGAUCAGACGAUGACAUUCAGUUCAUCUCAUCCCAGCCGGUGAAGAAGCAGAAGCUCGCACAGACAAAAUUGCAGAUCAAGAUUACACCCCCAACCACAACAGGGCCAUCUUGUCGUGCAAUUCAGCCGCAACAGGAACAUCAGUCUCCGUUUCAACAUAAUGGCCAGGUACAAACUCAAGUCACACCAUUUGCAGUGCCUGAAUUACAGCUCACGCCUGCUCCUGUGGUGACCGUGGCAGGAAAUGGCGGUCAGCCACAGAACAAGACACAUGCUUAUGCUUCUGCUCAGGAUCGAAGGAUAAGCACUGGCAUGGUCGGCCUGCCCCCCGACUUUUAUGAUGCAGAAGCUGCAAACGCCAUGAGGGGUGUAUCUCUGCCCCUCGCGACAUGCUUGGACAACUUUGUUCUGAAUCAACCUGCUGGCAGACCCAGGCCCAUGAGUUCGCCGCCACUAUCACCAAAGCAGCUAUGUCCCACCACACCAUUCUCCAUGCUGGAUGCUACCAUGUCAUCCCCUGAUGGGGUCAGCCAUCACAACACCCCUCAAGAGGCUUCAUACAUUCCGCGAAACCCUUCUAUGAGACCGCAGGGUGACAUCCAGAUGGCUGCUGCAAAUCAUCAUCAACAUACAAUCUUCAUCAAUCAGACCAUGACGCCCAUAAAUAGCCCGUCCCCGGCCACUUUGAAGAAUAUGGAUAUAGCAAUGUCAAACUCCUAUCAUAUUACCACGUACGCCGACUACGCCGAUGACGCUGCCUCUUACCAAUCACCACAAUGGAGCCAAGGCUCCUUGUCAAGCCUGCAUCGCACAGAGUCACAGAGCUAUGAUGCCGAAACCUCAAGCUUUGCCAACGCCUAUGAUGGACCAGAACUAAGUGGCAGCCCUCCGCAGACGCCAACUAGCAUCAGGCGAGAUGAGAUGCGCCAAGUAACACCUUCUACGCCUUCGCCGCUUCCAGCAACGACGUCAGCGAGCCCAGCCAAGUCAUGCUCGACGUCGUUGACGAAGCAUCGGAAGCCAGCACGCAAUCUCAUCGUUGAUAUUGCCGAGACUUGUCAUGAGAGAUUUCCCUUUGAGGACGUUGCAAAGCGCCAGAAUGUCACUGUUGCCGAAGUCAGAGAGGUGUAUGAUGCUGUUAUCGGCGUCCCACUGUUGGUGAGCGCCAGCGACCGGCGAAGAGCAGGCGAACUAGCCAGGAGUAGAAAGACGGAGUACCGGAGCAUCAAGAAGGACAUUAUGAAAGAACGAGCAGAGACUGCUGGCCGUGGGGCGGCCGACGGCGCAAAAGACGACACCGUGGUGAUUGCAUAA
This is a messenger RNA of Pestalotiopsis fici W106-1, 1443 nucleotides long. RefSeq lists its product as uncharacterized. Bases 1 to 1443 code for a protein of 480 amino acids. NCBI's taxonomy places the organism in Eukaryota, Fungi, Ascomycota, Sordariomycetes, Amphisphaeriales, Sporocadaceae. The transcript is spliced from 4 exons. The record is from RefSeq and is a predicted model, not a curated record.